This is a messenger RNA of Sceloporus undulatus (fence lizard), 1665 nucleotides long. RefSeq names its product uroporphyrinogen decarboxylase (gene UROD). The record is from RefSeq and is a predicted model, not a curated record. Bases 374 to 1489 code for a protein of 371 amino acids. Gene Ontology annotation, cellular component: cytosol. Gene Ontology annotation, biological process: heme biosynthetic process. The transcript has 10 exons. Lineage: Eukaryota; Metazoa; Chordata; Lepidosauria; Squamata; Phrynosomatidae. Gene Ontology annotation, molecular function: uroporphyrinogen decarboxylase activity.
AAUACAAUGAUUCUAGGAAAGAUAGAGGGUAGUAGAGAGGACAACUGCACACCAGACAGAUGAACUCAAUCUGCAGGACCUGGGUGAGCAGUGCAGAGAAGGACUGAGGAUCUUGGAGAUGUCUCAUCCGUAGGCCACCAUGAGUUGGGGACAACUCAAGGGCAGUUAACAACAACAACAACUCUAUUGUAGUCCAACACUCAAACCAGCAUGCAACUCUGGCCCUCAUAGAUUUACACAUGUCCCAUCUGUACAGGCAAGCUGGCAGAGGGAGUAAAAAGUCAGAGCUAUGCUGGGAAGUCCACUGGGAUUGCAGUCCUGAUGUUUUGGCAACUAAUGUUGCUAGUAGACUGGUGGCUGAGCUCACUGACUUAUGCUGAAAUGCCAUACCAGAAGGCACAGACCUACAGGAUUUCCAGAACUUAAGAAUGAUUCUUUCCUUCGUGCAGCACGAGGAGAAGAGACAGAGUACACCCCUGUGUGGUGCAUGAGACAGGCGGGAAGGUACCUCCCAGAAUUCCGUGAGACUCGAGCAGCUCAAGAUUUCUUUGCAACCUGUCGGUCACCAGAGACAUGUUGUGAACUCACACUGCAGCCUUUGCGGCGUUUUCCUCUUGAUGCUGCCAUCAUUUUCUCAGACAUCUUGGUGGUGCCCCAGGCACUGGGCAUGGAAGUGGUGAUGGUUCCUGGCAAAGGACCUACCUUCCCUGAUCCACUGAAGGGUGUAGAGGACCUGCUGAAACUUCACCAGAAGGUGGACGUGGCAGCAGAACUGGGCUAUGUCUUCCAAGCUAUCACAUUAACACGGCACAAGUUAGAAGGGAAGGUGCCUCUGAUUGGCUUCUCUGGUGCUCCGUGGACACUGAUGUCCUAUAUGAUUGAAGGUGGUGGUUCCAACACAAUGGCCAAAGCCAAGGCCUGGCUCUACCGUCAUCCCGAGGCCAGCCAUCGUCUGCUCACAUUAUUAGCUGAUGUAAUUGUGGAUUACCUGGUGGGACAGGUGGCUGCAGGUGCUCAGGCUCUGCAGCUUUUUGAGUCCCAUGCUGGACAUCUGGGACCAGAGCAGUUUUCAGACUUCUGCCUUCCGUAUAUCCGGUCCAUUGCCAAGCGAGUAAAGACUAAGCUGCAUGAAGAUACCUUGCCUGUAGUUCCCAUGAUCGUCUUUGCCAAAGAUGCACACUAUGCACUGGAGGACUUGGCACAGUCUGGGUAUGAUGUUAUCGGCCUGGACUGGACAAUCCAUCCUGAGGAUGCUCGCCAGCGUAUAGGAAAGGACAUUACCUUACAAGGGAAUUUGGAUCCAUGUGCUCUCUAUGCCCCAAAGGAGAAGAUUGGGGAGCUGGUGAAGAAGAUGUUGGAAGGCUUUGGCACACAACGAUACAUUGCAAAUUUGGGCCAUGGCCUCUACCCUGACAUGAACCCAGAACAUGUGGGGGCCUUUGUGGACGCUAUCCAUGCACACUCUCGCCACCUCAAUAAAUGUAGAUGAAGUCUUGGGGAGCAAGCUCUAAUCUGGAUAAUGGAGAGUGUACUGUUCAAGCUGAACUGAGAAAAUGCACAGGAAGAGUGCAGCUGGUUGUGGUAGCUCCAAAGUCAGCCUUCAGGCACUCACAAGAGAAGGGUGUUGGUUUUUAGUGGCAUGCUAUUAAAACAUUUUCAUCUCCA